Aspergillus mulundensis is the source of this 2028-nucleotide messenger RNA. RefSeq lists its product as uncharacterized. The coding region runs from base 1 to 2028 and encodes 675 amino acids. NCBI's taxonomy places the organism in Eukaryota, Fungi, Ascomycota, Eurotiomycetes, Eurotiales, Aspergillaceae. The transcript has a single exon. Gene Ontology annotation, molecular function: protein binding. The record is from RefSeq and is a predicted model, not a curated record.
AUGUCUGCGCAUAUCCUCCAUUCAGCUGACUCGUCUCCCUUUUCGACCCUCGCUCCCGAGCCGAUCGUCACCAUCGCCGGCUUUCUUGAAAGUCAAGGACAGAUUUAUAACUUCUCGCGAGUGUCUCGUCGCCUCUACAGCAUAUUGAAUCCGUAUCUGUACCGGUACAACGUGCUACAUGGGCGCGCUUCCGCCUUUGCGUGGGCCGUUCGAAACGGCAAAGAACCGACUGCCCGAAAAUCAUUGAAGGCUGGUAUUAAACCAUCCGCGUUCGGGGCGGCUAUCGCUGCUUGGAAAGGUUAUGAUCAUAUUUUGAAGCUCCUGUGCGAACACGGGUUGGACUUCAAUUUGGAGGUGGAACGUGUCCCCAUCGAUUGGAGCAGGUCCCCUCUUUGCAGCACAGUCCUGGGAACUGCAGUCAAGCACGGACAUGCAUCCACCGUCCGUUUUCUCUUGGAGUCUGGGGCGAGAAUAGACGUUCAUAAUGCAUACGGCGACAGGCACUUUCUGCAUCUGGCGAGUUCUCGCGGCCACCUUGAGGUUGUGAAGGUCCUUGUUGACGCUGGCGCCGACGUCAACUUUGCAAAUCAUAAUUCUACCGCCCUCUCUGCGGCUGCAUAUAGAGGGGAUGUUGAUCUGGUAAAAUUCUUGCUCCAAAGAGGAGCCGAUCCUAACUGGGGGGACAGUACUUCCGAGCCUCUUAAGUUGGCUGCAUUAGAGAACCACGUGGAGGUCAUUCAGUGCUUGCUUACCCACGGUGCACGUACAAGCUUGGGACUGGUCCACGGUCCAUACUAUCGCUGUCAUGCAAACGUCGUUGAGGUCCUCCUGAGACAUAUGAACUACCCACAGGCCGCUAGGAAUAACUUUGAAGAGGAAGGCCAGGUCGCCCUUCUGGCCGCCAAAAACGGUUUGACCGACAUCCUCGCAGAGUUAAUUGACCAGGGUUGGGAUGUCAAUUCUUCGCCACUGCCGCAGACCUGGGGACAGCAAGUUUGCUAUGAUACGCCAUUAGCAUUGGCAGCAAAACAUGGCCAUGCAAGUAUUGUGCAACUCCUUUUAUCCCGUGGUGCGGACCCCGACGAAAGCCGAGGUGGUAAUCCAUUACGGCUCGCUGUUCAAGAGCACCGCGAGGACGUGGUCCAGCUCUUGCUGCAGAAUGGGGCCAGAGUGCUCGAUCCUGAUAGGAGUCACAUAUGUCCGGCGGCUAUCACUCACACUGUCAUUCGCAACCUCCUAGAAGACCACGGCGUUGAUCUAUUUGCUCCAGAUCUGGACAGUAUUCUCAUGGAUGGAGAUUUGCCGAAACUUCAGGCCAUGGUCGACAAAGGCCUGGACUUUACCAGGUUCAAUGAUCCCACUUUGAGUGCAAGAUGGUGUCUUUUUCCCUUCCAUGCUACUCUUGCAGACUGUCGGGCACCUAUCAUUCGAAAGGUAUUCCAGUUGGGCUUCAGCCCCCAACCCAGUGAGCACGAAUACAUAAUGGCGGCCGUUCUCAAAGGAAAUCGCGUACUCCUACGGCUUCUCAUAGAACGUGGCUUCGAUGUCUGUCAGGACAAGUUGCAAGGAGAGCUGCUUCAGUGGGCGGUAGUGCAAGAAAGUAAAUAUACUGCCGCCUCCACCGUUGACUUCCUUCUUCAGCAAGGCGUGGAUAUCAACGCACUUGGUUACUUUAACCGUACUGCAUUGAUGGAGGUCGUCGCAGACUACACAGACUAUCCCCCUCACGCCGCCAAGAUCCUGCUUGACCGAGGCGCGGACCCAUGCUUUGAGAACGAGGAUGGGGACUGUCCGCUAACUUUGAUCUUGAGCCAUGAGGUGCCGCGUCGCGCGGUGCCUCAGCUCCUCUCGUAUAUCGACAACUUUGGCACUCCCUUUAAUGUGGUCCAGCCGCAGCUUCUCCGCGCUCUUUCGAUUACCACGCAGCGUCAACACGAAUUGGCCUCGGAUACUCCAAGUUGGGUGCAUCUCCAGCGUUAUCUUACGCGGAGAUUAAAAGAGGCUAGGGAAAACGAGGAUAGGGCGUGA